UAUAAUGUAUAAUAAUACAGUGUUAGUUACAACCGGCCCUUUGAGGGCAACAUAAUGCUAAUGUGGCCCCCGAGGACACCCCUGUCUUAGAGGGUCUCUAAAGGACCGUUAGUAGACCUGGAUCAUGGAUCCUCUUAGAGGGUCUCUAAAGGACCGUUAGUAGACCUGGAUCAUGGAUCCUCUUAGAGGGUCUCUAAAGGACCGUUAGUAGACCUGGAUCAUGGAUCCUCCUAAAGGGUCUCUAAAGGACCGUUAGUAGACCUGGAUCCUCCUAAAGGGUCUCUAAAGGACCGUUAGUAGACUUGGAUCAUGGAUCCUCUCCUGGUGGCACUUAGAAGCCCUCAGCUGUUGCCGGUUGGAGAUGAGCCUGUGGUCUUCUGUCAGGACCCCCUUUGAAUACAAUCCUCAGAGGUCAGAGGUUCACAGCUGCUACUUUUAACAUUGCUGCCGAUAACUCGCAGUUUGAUCCUCCAUUAAGCUGGAUUCUAUGACACACCUGCAGACAGGAAGCCACACAGGUGUGUCUCCUGUCAUGUGACCAUCCCUCACCUUCCUCUUCUUCUUCGAUCCGAUCACCUGGUUGAUGAAGAGCUUGUUGUGUGAAGAUGAAGCUUAGUAGAGUCAAGCUGUCUCUCUGCCAGACAGACAGACAGAUACAUGGCUGAGGUCAGGGGUCACCUGACUGAGUCAUUCAGAGGCCACGCCAACAGGUAUGAGACAACCAAUCACUGAAGAGAAGCGUGUCAUUUAAAAACCCAAAUCCCCAGAUCCACUGAGGAGCUUCUCCCAGAGCUUUCAACACAUCUCACAGCCUUCAUCAGCGAGUCAGCGUCAUGCAACCAAUGCUGUUCAACUCCUCGGUCAUGUGACACCACGCUACCAAGCCGAUGAAGGCUCUGAGAUGUGGUGGAAAGAAAGACAGAAGUGACUGCAGCUGUAAUGUCACCAACAGCCGCUGUGACGAGUCUGGAGUCUGCAGGUGUGACCCCGGGUGGGACGGCGAGCGGUGCGAACGCUGCGUGCCAACGCCUGGCUGCCGCCACGGUUCCUGUCAGCAGCCGUGGCAGUGCCGCUGCGAGGCCGGCUGGGGGGGGCGCUUCUGUGACAAAGACCUGUCACUGUGCUCGGCAAGGCCGCCAUGUCAGAACGGGGCGACCUGCGUGAUGGAGGACAGCGCCGGAUACACCUGUCUGUGUCCCAGAGGCUUCUACGGCCGGGACUGCCAGCUGAAGACCGGACCCUGUACCCAGAGGAGGUCUCCAUGUAAAAAUGGCGGUCUCUGUGAGGACGCUGACGGCUUUGCGGUGGAUCUGGCGUGCCGCUGCCUGGCCGGCUUCACAGGUCGGCGCUGUGAGACGGACGUGGACGACUGCCUGAUGAGACCGUGUGCCAACGGCGCCACCUGCCUGGAUGGCGUGAACCGCUUCUCGUGCCUCUGCCCCGCCGGCUUCACCGGGCGCUUCUGCACCGUCAACCUGGACGACUGUGCCAGCCGGCCCUGCCUCAAUGCCGGCCGUUGCCUGGACCGCGCCAGUGGCUUCCACUGCAUCUGCCGGCCCGGUUACGCCGGGGCCACCUGCGAGACGGAGGCGAGGAGCCGCAAGCCUGGCCAGACGACGAUGCUAGGGUGGGAGGGUGGUGGAGGAGCAGGCGGGGCUAGACCUCACGCGACCAUGAAUGAGAGGAGCGGCACCGGCGGGAACGGCAGCCGUGUUGACGGCGGGUCUUUUAAGGUGACGGUGAGCGAACGCCGCACCGCCGGCCUGUCGGAGGUCCACCUCGUCGUCCUGGUGGUUCUGGCGGGCGCAACGCUGGCCGUGGUGGCUCUGACCGCCGCCCUCGUGCUGCAAGGCUACUGCAUAGCCUGUGGCCACGCCCCCUGCUGGCCACUGACAUCAUCAUCAUCACAACAUGGUGGCCGGCAGGCGCCGCAGGACGAUCUAGGGGGUCAGAUCGGCUUCCUGUACGGAGCGGAACCAGAGAAGAAGAAGCUGAAUACUGAGGUCAUUUAGACGGAGUGAACGUCCGAGCACAGAGCGAACAGAUAGAGAGAGGAGGACAUGCUCUCUGCAGGUUCUGAGGUCGGAGGUCACAGGACCCUCAGGUCUGAACUGGGAUCCAUUCUCCGAGUCUAGUCCUGGUGUUAAUAAGCCGUGACGUGUGACUCGUGAUGUCAUUACCCACAAUUCACCUCUGGCUUAUACAGGUGCAGAGAUGGGCCGCGGUCACAAAGGUCUCACCUUUUAGUCUUCAAGACGCUGACUCGAGUGACAUCACUCGAGGACAUGGAUCGUUGAUGAAAGACGUUGGGAUUCGGGUCAUGAACUCAAUUCACAUGAUGAAAUGUACAAGACAUUUGUUAUAUCAAAUUAAUUGUAUCAAUGUUAACUGUAUUUUAAACUUUACACAAAAGAAAUUAAUUAUGAAAUCACAUUUUUAAUGUGAUUUCACAGCUGAGCUUGAAGAUGAAACAUGUUAGUCAGUUAGCUGGGAGGCAGUAUGCUAGCGGUUUCCAACCAUUUACAGUCUUUAUGCUAAGCUAAGCUAACUCUCUAAAUAUAAAUAUAAAAUAUCGUACUUUUUACUGUACUA
This is a messenger RNA of Cyclopterus lumpus (lumpfish), 2592 nucleotides long. RefSeq names its product delta-like 2 homolog (Drosophila) (gene dlk2). Bases 888 to 2012 code for a protein of 374 amino acids. The transcript is spliced from 5 exons. Gene Ontology annotation, biological process: heterophilic cell-cell adhesion; establishment or maintenance of epithelial cell apical/basal polarity. Gene Ontology annotation, molecular function: calcium ion binding. Gene Ontology annotation, cellular component: protein-containing complex; plasma membrane. Lineage: Eukaryota; Metazoa; Chordata; Actinopteri; Perciformes; Cyclopteridae. The record is from RefSeq and is a predicted model, not a curated record.